AUGCCUGCCUCUCCGAUUGAAUCACGCCUGCAGCAGCUCGAGUCCAUUCUCGGGCAAAUGGUGUUUUUGGCCGACGAAGAGGAGAACCCCGAAUGUUUGCCCAAAGACGAAGUAGCGACAUGCGUGGUGGUACAGAAGGAGAAGGAAGAGGGGAAGCCGCGUUCAUCAACAGAGGCCUCUUCGCUCGUUGGUGUGACUUUGCCGGGAGAUGCUCCUCCAGCAACGUCAGAGGUGGACUCGGACGAAUACCUCAUCGAGAUGGCCCGUUUUCGAGACCUCAAGCCGCAGGAUCUGAGCGACGAGGAUUUGCGUUUCUGCCCGUGGAAGGUGGUCAAGAGCUACGCGGAUGCCUACACCGGCAAGGGAAACCGCGAAAGGGCAUGUAACCCCAUCUCCCCAUGGGAUCGAACCUCAAGACUGGUAUUUGUACGCAUACAUUUCCCUUCCACCCGCAAGCCCUCACUCAUUAACUACGCCCUCGACGAACUAACCGCGAGCUCUCGUAGCUUCUACAUCCGAGACACGCACGAGCCAAGGAAGACGCACCUGCUCGUCCCAACCACCGGAGUCGAGCACCUCCUCCGCUACAUCAACAACCGUCUGGACACCGCGCUCCGCGUCCCGCACGGCGCGGCCCGUCACACAUUUGCCCUGCGCUUCUCCGGGUGCGGCCCAUUUCGCCCGCGCUUCCUGAUGCACCACCGCCCCCAGCAACGCGGGGCGGGUGACGGCGUCUUCAACAUCGAGGACCCGAGCACUUGGCCCCGCGACGAUGACGUCGAGGGCGGCGUGUCGUCGCUCGCGGGGGAGGCGGCCGCGCGCCUCAACGCCAACAUGACGCUGCUGCGUCGCGACCCCUGCAAGGGCACCGUUAAGGUGUCGGCGGCGGAGCGGGCCGAGAAGCGCAAGGAGCGGCGCAGGAAAGAGAUGCGGGCCAUGCACAGCUACUUGGGGCUGAAAGACGGCGUGGUGGAGGAGGUGCCGCCGUCGAACGUGGUGCUCUUCUGCGUGGACGUCGAGGCGAUCGAGGUGCCGCCGGGGCCGGUGUCCGAGAUCGGCAUCGCGAUCCUCGACAUGCGGAGCGUCGGGGAGCAGUCCCCAGGGAACCGCGGCCGGGACUGGUGGCCGCUGAUCGAGGGUCACCACUUGCGCAUUAAGGAAUACAAAAGCCUGACCAACUACCGCUACGUCCGGGGCUGCCCCGAAGACUUCCAAUUCGGGUGCGUCCAAAAAGAAAAUACUAACCCUCCCACCCUCUCUUCUACUAACACGCCAAAACGUAGUCAGAGCACGUUCCCAUCGCGCAGCGACGCCUGCGAGGCCGUCCGCUCCAUCCUCCGGCCGUACGUCGACGCGGGGCGGCGCAUCGUGCUCGCGGGCCACGACGUCGAGCAGGACGUCAACUACCUGCGUGACGGCGUGGGCGUGGACGUGCGGGGCGAGUACGCCGCCGCGCUGGCCGGCACGGUCGACUCGCAGACGCUGUGCCAGGCGUGGAUGGCGACGGACACGGCGCGCUCGCUGGGAGCGUUGCUCGGCGAGCUGGGCUUCGAGCACGCGUACCUGCACAACGCGGGCAACGACGCCAUGCACACCCUGCGCGCGGCGAUUGGUGCCGCCUUUGCGGACGCGGAGCCGGCGGACUCGCCUGAGUAG
Messenger RNA from Cordyceps fumosorosea ARSEF 2679, 1656 nucleotides. RefSeq lists its product as hypothetical. The transcript is spliced from 2 exons. Lineage: Eukaryota; Fungi; Ascomycota; Sordariomycetes; Hypocreales; Cordycipitaceae. The record is from RefSeq and is a predicted model, not a curated record. Bases 1 to 1656 code for a protein of 551 amino acids. Gene Ontology annotation, cellular component: nucleus.